Molecule: messenger RNA, 3085 nt
Organism: Podarcis muralis (Common wall lizard)
Lineage: Eukaryota; Metazoa; Chordata; Lepidosauria; Squamata; Lacertidae
Gene: CCNE2
Product: cyclin E2
Source: RefSeq, a predicted model, not a curated record
CAUGCGCAGGCGGCGCCCUAUAUAAGCGCCUUGGCGCCGGCGCCAGCUGAGAACAGUCCAGGUUUGGGCGGCAGCGGCGGCUGAGGCAACUAUCUGGAAUCCUAAUAAGAUGUCAAGGCGCAGUAGUCGUUUACAAGCCAAGCUGCACCAGCCCUGCCAGGAUACGUCUCCUCAAGAACUGCAGCUGCCAGAGUCUCUUCAGAACAGAAAAAGGAAAGCAAUGCAGGACCCCACGAGAACAGAAGAGAUCAACAUGAGACAUCAGUAUGAAAUUAAGAGUUGUUGGCCAUCUACAAUAUCAGGCGGCAUCUCCCCUUGUAUUAUAAUAGAAACUCCUCACAAAGAAGCGACAACCACUGAUUUUUCCAGAUUCAAAAAAUACAGGUUCAGAAACCUCUUCAUAAAUCCAUCACCUUUACCGGAACUUAGCUGGGGAAAUUCUAAAGAUGUCUGGUUCAACAUUCUCAAAAAGGAGAACAAAUAUUCUCACUGUAAGCAUUUCACAUCUCUACACUCCAACUUGCAGCCGCACAUGAGAUCAAUCCUAUUGGACUGGCUUCUGGAGGUAUGUGAAGUAUACACGCUCCAUAGGGAAACUUUCUACUUGGCACAAGACUUUUUUGACAGAUUCAUGCUGACUCAAAAGAAUUUAAACAAAACCAUGCUUCAGCUCAUAGGAAUUACAACCCUGUUCAUUGCUUCCAAGCUUGAGGAGAUUUAUGCUCCCAAACUACAGGAAUUUGCCUAUGUUACUGAUGGUGCUUGUAGUGAAGAUGAUAUUAUAAGAAUGGAGCUCAUUAUAUUAAAGGCUCUAAAGUGGGAGCUGUGCCCAGUAACGAUCAUCUCUUGGCUGAACCUUUAUCUCCAAGUGGAUGCUCUGAAAGAUGUCCCAAAGGUGCUGCUACCUCAGUAUUCUCAGGAAAAGUUUAUUGAAAUAGCACAGCUUUUAGAUCUAUGUAUUCUAGAUGUCAAUUCUUUGGAUUUCCAGUAUAGAAUAUUGGCGGCGGCUGCACUCUGUCACUAUACCUCAGUACAUGUAGUUACAAGAGUCUCAGGCUUGGAGUGGGACAGUAUUGCAGAAUGUGUAGAGUGGCUAAAACCGUUUCUUAAGGUUGCAAAAAAAUCACCAGUGAAACUAAAGAAUUUUAAGAAAAUUGCAGCAGAAGACAGGCAUAAUAUACAGACGCACACAAACUACUUGGAUAUGCUGGUGAGUUGUUUCUCCCACUCUGAGUUUCAUGUUGUACCUCUGAGUGUUAAAGUAAUGUCACGUAUCUUGCCCACUUCCAGUGUAAAAGUUAUUUGGGCUGGCAAGACAUAUUUGUAUAGCACUACAGAGAUGUUUAAAGAAAUUGGUUCAAGGUCAGUAGCUAGUGAGUUCUGGGCCAGAUCCAGCUGCUUCCUUCUCCACUUGAGCUGGUCCAGGACAAACCUCUGACCCUUAGAGUGUUUCAUGUUUUAAAAGACCUAUCGUCCCUGACCAUGUCCAUACUGACUAGGGCUGUAAAGACAGUGAUGUACAUUUUUGGCAGUUAAUAUAGUUGCAUUAGAAAGUAAAACUAAUGUAUAAGGAUAACUGAAAUUUGAAGAUGCAUCUAGUUUUAAAUACAUGAACACAAUAAGAAAUAAGCUGUGUUGGAACAGUAGUACAGUUGGUCUUUUAUCAGUAGACAGACAUACUGUAAACAGAACCAAUGUGCCCCCAACUCAGACUAGGUGGGCUACUGGCUUGAUCCAACAGGGCUAUUUUGACCAGUCACUAGGCUUGUUUAAGGGCAAUGGGGUAGGGGUGGAUACAUGAACCAUGUAUGUCCCCUUACCCUCCUGGAGAAAAAGGAAGGAAAUUCUUGCCAUUUGCAUGAAAGAUGCAGACCAUGAGACGAGGAGAGGGCACCCUAGCUGUACCAGUUCCUUUUCAAGGAAAGGGGGACUAUAUGUAGGAAUGCAAGGGAGCAAUUUUCUGCCUUUGAGUCCACAGGCAAAAACUCUCAUGAAGGAAUGUGCUCUGAACCAUAGGGGAAUAGCAAAGCAGAAAUUGCUUGGUUUACCAUUUUGGUGCAUUAAUUUAAAUAUUAAUAGGAUGAAGUCAACUAUGAAGUAGCUGUUGCAGCACCAGGCCAGCUAUCACCGGUGUCUACAGGAGGAAUAAUUACCCCACCCAAGAGUUCUGAAAAAUGAAAUCUCUGCACAACAGGAGUGUGUGCCAACCUGAACAAUAUUGUAAGACUGUUGGAAAAUACAUCCUGGACUUUUUACACUUGACAAGUGGUUGGGAAGACUAUCAAAAGGAAGCUCACAUUCAACUUUACUGACUUUGCAGCCCAGUAAAGAACAGACUAUGAAUUAACUGUUCAGCAGUCAGAAUGAACUACACAUUUUUAACCUGUUGAAUGGCCUCAAGUAACUGAGUUUUUUGAUACCUGUGGGUAAGUGUGCCAGUGGUUUAGCUAUGUAUGAACUUAAGAUAUACUUUUCUGCUGACUUCUGUUGAAAGCACAUUGUACAGUCAACUUCUACACUCAACAGCAUUAGUCAGAUUUUAGAAGCCUGCAUAGCAGUGUAACUGCUACUGGGAGAUCAAUCUUGCUACUAUACUUGUGUAGUAUAGCUAUGAGAUAAGGUGAAACUGGUUUUAAGCAUUGGCAUAGGAAAGUGGGGGUGAGAAGAGGCUGCAGUUAAACAUUGAAACUACUUCUAAAAUCAGCAGGCAACUUAAACAACCAGCAUGUAACUGGAACAACACCUGCUUUACCGUGAAUAAAUGUCACAUACUACCUCUUUCCUCAUGAGGUGCUAUCUUUCCUUUUAUACAAGAAAAGCUGCCACAAAGGGUGAAAAAACAAACAGGUGAAGUUAAGACUGUUCUGCAACAGCUUAAGUACUACGGAGAGUCAUGCUCUGUCCAAGGUAGUUUACUGUCCCUCUUUAUGCCAGCUUGCAUUACAAAAGCUAACCCGCUUCUGUAUAAUCUUGUAAAAAGAAAGGAAGAAUUUUUAAGUUUUCUAAAUAGGAAGAUGCCACACAGUAUGUUUAUAAAUUUGUAAAAAAAAAAAGGUCUUAUGCGUUAAUAAAGUGUUGGAAAUAA